Messenger RNA from Diospyros lotus (date-plum), 825 nucleotides. Its product is annotated as ankyrin repeat-containing protein NPR4-like. Gene Ontology annotation, molecular function: protein phosphatase regulator activity; protein phosphatase 1 binding. The record is from RefSeq and is a predicted model, not a curated record. Gene Ontology annotation, cellular component: plasma membrane. The coding region runs from base 1 to 825 and encodes 274 amino acids. The transcript has a single exon. NCBI's taxonomy places the organism in Eukaryota, Viridiplantae, Streptophyta, Magnoliopsida, Ericales, Ebenaceae.
AUGGAAAAUCAAUCCCAGAAUGCUAAAGAUGUUCCACUUGAGUCAUCUAGAUAUUCAGAGGAGAAGUUUUAUGGAAUCGAUCCUCAGCUGGAGGAUUUGAUCUUCGAAAUUCAGCAACAAGGGCCAGUACCGGAAGCAAAUGCCGGCGACCGGAAAUACGCCUCCGACGACCAGAAUGCACCAAACGCAAUCAACCCGAAGCAAAAAUGGUUUAUCCGGCGAAGAACCAGCCACAGAACCAUGCGAACAACAAAACUGCCCACACACCCAGCCGCCGGCCAGCUGGUUAUCAGCAUCAGCAACAGAAUAAUACUGGUGGCGGCUUUAGUCGCCGUCGUGGCCUUCACCGCGGGGAUCAGCCCUCCCGGCGGUGUCUACAGGGAGGGAGAACUCGCCGGGAAGGCAAUCGCCGGGGAAACAAAAGCUUUCAAGGUCUUCUCGGUCUGCAACCACGUCGCCUUAUUCUUGUCGCUCUUGAUUGUUUUGAUUAUGAUCACUCUUGUUCCCACUGUGAAAAGAGUGAAACACUACCUGUACUUCUUCACGGUGAUCAUGUGGUUGGCGGUGUCCUCCAUGGCCGCCGCUUAUGUUGCUGCUAUAUGGGUUGUUCUGCCACAAGAGGAGUACUGGACGAUGCAUCGCGUGGUGGUGUUAACAGGAUUCUAUACCCUUUUGCUAUCAGCUUCGUUUGUGUGUGGGACGAUCUUGAGGCCUAAAGUACGUAAGCUACUUGGUAUAAAAUCAGAAACAGACAGUCCCCAGCCCCAGCCCAUCACUUCUGAGACAGAUGUGGAGAAGGGAGAGUGCAUUGGACACACACAAUAA